Messenger RNA from Daktulosphaira vitifoliae (grape phylloxera), 2848 nucleotides. It is a transcript of the gene Best2, whose product is annotated as bestrophin-4. Gene Ontology annotation, molecular function: chloride channel activity. The coding region runs from base 318 to 2411 and encodes 697 amino acids. The transcript is spliced from 11 exons. NCBI's taxonomy places the organism in Eukaryota, Metazoa, Arthropoda, Insecta, Hemiptera, Phylloxeridae. The record is from RefSeq and is a predicted model, not a curated record.
AGACCCGAACCAAACGUCGAACGACUUGAUUGGCGAGUUGUUUCUUAGUGUAUAGAAAUAGAAAUAAUUGUAUUGUUUAAAACCGUUUGUGUUUGAUUUUUGUGAAUUGCGUUUAUUUGAUGAUUCAUUUUCAAUAAAUAUUAUAUUUUAACAAUACUUAGUAGUUGUAUAAUUUUUAUUGGAAAAAAUAUUUUAACGGCUAAUUUACGUGAACAAUUUACUGGAGUGUACCUGCUGUCUGUGAUUACAUAUGUGAUAAGUGUUCGGCGGUAUGUGACGAUACGCCGUGUGUAUAAAGUUAUUCGCGCUUGAAAAUUAUGACCGUUUCAUAUUCAAGACUUGUAGCCAAUGGAAGUAGUUUUGGAUGUUUUGGAAGCAUACUUUGCAAAUGGCGCGGGAGUGUGUACAAGUUAGUAUGGAGAGAGUUAGCUGCUUAUUUAAUGGUAUACUUUGCCAUAAAUCUGGCUUACAGGUUUGCAUUCACGGAAACUCAACAAAAAUUAUUUAUCAAAGUUCGCAGCUAUUUAGCAGGUCAUUCAGCAAGUGUUCCUUUGACAUUUGCUAUGAGCUUUUACGUAGGCUUAGUAGUAAAACGAUGGUGGGAGCAAUACAGAUUACUUCCUUGGCCAGAUACGUUAGCCCUGUUUGUUAGUGCUGCUAUUCCAGGAACUACAGAUGAAAGAGGACGACUAAUGAGACGAAAUAUAGUGAGAUAUGCAGUAUUAGCUUAUGUAAUUACAUUAAAACACGUGAGCAUCAGGGUAAAAAAACGAUUUCCUACGUUACAACACAUUGUUGACGCCGGUUUGAUGAUGACAAGUGAAAAAGAAAUUUUAGAAUCGAUAGAGGCCAAGACUCCGAUGACCAAUUAUUGGAUACCAUUAACAUGGGCCAACAACAUUAUAAAUAGGGCCAGAAGAGAAAAAUUAAUAUCCAACGAUCAAAUGGUCCAAACAAUAUUGUUGGAGAUGUCCAACAUAAGGUUCAGACUGGGAUCAUUGAUUGGUUACGAUGGUGUCAACAUACCAAUACUCUACUCUCAGGUGGUCACGUUAUCGCUGUACGCUUAUUUUGGCGCUCAACUAAUUGGUGCCCAAAUGGUGGAACCGCCAGUCGAGUGGGGAUUUAAAGACUUUAAAGAGUUUGAUCUGUACGUGCCAGUCCUUACGAUUGUUGAGUUUUGUUUUUUUGUCGGUUGGCUCAAAGUAGCUGAAGUUUUAAUCGGACCUUUUGGAGAAGACGACGACGAUAUUGAAUUGAAUUGGCUGAUCGAUAGACAUAUUAAGGCCGCUUACAUGAUUGUCGACGAAAUGCACGAAGAACACCCAGAACUUCUGAAAGAUCAGUACUGGGAUGAGGUGGUGCCUAAAGAUUUACCGUACACAGUCGCUUCAGAACAUUACAGGCGUCAUGAACCAAAAGGAUCUGCUGAGUUUUACAAAGUUAAAGAAUCUGACGCUUUGUACGCAAACAUGGCUCCUCCAAAUAUUCUCAGAAAGUCUGCAGCACACGACGAUAUGUACGCUGAUUAUGAAAGUGUUGAUACACCUAUGGCCGAACGACGAAAAAAUUGGUUCCAGAGACAAAUGCAUCGAAUGGGAUCGAUGAGAUCUUCAUCUACAACGUAUUCAUCUGGGGGCCUGUUUAAUAGAACUAGGCACAAUUCUGUGUACUCCAGUCCAGAAAACGGUAUUCCCGUAGGAGCCGUUAUUAACGGCCAUGUAAGUGGCGUCAACACAAGUACUCCACAAAUGCAAAAAAUGACACUUUAUGAUCGUUUAUGGGGUAGGAAAUCGAUGAAAAGUAGACGCGGUAGUGUACAAGGUUCUAACAAGAUGAACGCAAGGGGAAGACCUAGGAUUCCUACUCCGGACGUGCAAAAGGAUAACUAUAUUACCGAUAAGGAAAAUACCAAGCAAAACGCAUCAGUCAAUGGAUCCGUUCAGUCAGGACUGCAUCCAUCGGAUAUACCGGUUGUACAGGUUGUACUGUCGCCGAUUCAGGAGAACCCAGGAACUCUAAGACAGCACAGAGGACAUAAUAACGUUAGCCAGGGUGUGCUGAAUCCAGCAUUUAAUAACGCUGCUCUCAACAGUACCACAGUAUUUACUACAAGACCCAUGACCGUUUCUAUGAGUCCUAUAGCUUUGUCUACGGUGUCCAUGAGCCAACCUCUACUAACUUCUUUAGGCAUAACACAUUCAACAACUAGUAUCAAUGAUAACAACAACGGUAACAUCAUAAACGCCAUACCUUCUUUAGUACUCACCGACAUCACUUCCACGAGUGGCGCACACUCCGAUAAGGAUGACAGUGCUUGCGGGGGAAGUUCUAGCGGCAGCGUGUCUAGUACUGAUGAGCGCAAAACACCAGCGUCCAACAGACGCAAGAGAGGAGAAGUGUACGUGUAACAAAACGCCGUACUAAAUUUCAAUUUAUCAUUUGAGACCACGCAAUUAUCUGCAGGAUUUACCUUUAAAUUACAACUAUUCUUCGUCUGUUCUAGUUCAUUGUACUGUCUAGAAGAACUUUAAUACUUUUAUAAUAUACACCGCAAAAUACGAUAUCACUUUAAAGAUAAAUCGUUUGGAUUACUAAUUGUCACAAAGUUGCUCAACUGUUUCUUAAGUCGCUAUCGUAUUGGUUUUGGUUUUUUACUAUAAACUUUGAUUUUUAACAUAUGUAUUAUUAUCAUCUUUAAAUUUAUUAGAAACUACGACAAUUUUUUAUGCAAACAACCUUUGUAAACAUUUAAAAUUUUUAUUGUAUAUUAACCUUAUAAACAAAUUGUGAUAAGUCCAAUCAAAAAUUACACCGUCCAAAAUUUCGACUAAAUAUGUAAUUGUAA